This is a messenger RNA of Saxophila tyrrhenica, 2457 nucleotides long. RefSeq lists its product as uncharacterized. The transcript has a single exon. Bases 1 to 2457 code for a protein of 818 amino acids. NCBI's taxonomy places the organism in Eukaryota, Fungi, Ascomycota, Dothideomycetes, Mycosphaerellales, Extremaceae. The record is from RefSeq and is a predicted model, not a curated record.
AUGGACGACGACGACUUCGAUGACGACGGUCUGGACGCCAUUCCGGACAACGCGCUACAACAGCUCGAGCAAAUUGCAUUCACGUCCACCCAAGGAGCGAGGCCAAAUAGUCCCAAGGCACCUCAAAGAAAUGGCAUUCAGACGUAUGGAGCAACGGGUCUGAGCCGUAAUGGCAACUUUCACAAGAACGGAUGGCGGCCACCGCAGCCUCGAAGACCUGUUCAACAGCCAGUCCGAAGUCAACCACCUGCCAGUGCCCCUGACCCGCCAUCUUCUGACUAUGGAUUCGAUGAUGAGGAUGUCAUUGAUCUGGACGAGUCUUUCACGCAUGUAGAUAUGCAAUCUACUGCUCUUCCUACCCGAGCAAGAACAGCGACUCCAGCACCUGUUCCCGAACGCCACAGUCGGUACGACUCGAAGCCACCUCUGGAUCCUGAGACCGAGGCCGCUUUUGCUGCGGCGGACGCAGAGCUUGGUGCUCCUCAGCCUGGUCCUUGGACGCAUGCGCCGCAUCUGCAGCCGAAGCCGGACGAUGGCGCCGACGUGUGUGGUUUGCAGGCACGCAUUGCGGAGCUGGAGGGCGAGAGGGAACGGCUGCGAGCCUCUGAGGAAGCAGCUCAGCGAGCUGUCCAAGCAAAGCUGGGUGAGAUCGCCAUUGUACGAUCGAACCAGGAGAAGGCAACCAAGGAGUACGAGCGAAGGAUCUCGGUCAUGCAAAAGCUGCAUUCUGAUGAGUCGGCUAAGCAUAAAGCCAACCUGGAGGCCAAUAGGAAGGAGCGCGAGAAGAUGGAGACUGACAACAGGUUCUUGCAGCAUGACUUGGCACAGGAGAGUGAGAGAGCAAAGCGGUUGACGGGUCCAGGAAAGACACGCACUGCACCGGCCGCUGCCGGAACGCCGAGGAAGGCGAGCAGAUCAGCACUAGGCGAUGGCUUUGCUGAUGAUGAAGUACAUGUGAUCAGCCCGAGCAAAAGCAAAGACAGGUCUCGUGAUCAGACACCGAAAGUAGGUGCGAAGAGAAAACGGCCAGCGCAAGACAGCCCCGUGGCACCAUUAUCUUUUACGCAGCCUCCGAGACGCGAGAGUACCGAGCAGCAGCCGACUGUUGUCGAGGUCAAGGUGGACGAGAGCCGUGCCAGAUAUGCUUUCAUGCAGCGGACGCUCAACCACCGUCCUUAUGAGGGGCACCAACGCAGCGUGGAGGCUUUGAGCAGACAUGCUCUGCCUUCGAAUGGCAAGGAGUCGCUGUCUUCCAUGCUCUUGGCCUCUCUGACAGCGCCAGCGACCCUCAGCGAAGAGAACCUCCCGCUGAAACUCUCGCGCAUCAUGCUCAGGCUUUGGCGGCGUUGCCUCGAAGAGGAAUACUACAAGGCUAUCUACCUGCUGCUGGACAUGAUACGGUUUGCUCUGCGUGGCGAACUCGCAGACACCAAAUGCCAGCUCAUCGAGGAGGCGAUGCCAAUCUGCGUGAGGACUCUCAAUUUGAUGACCGAUGCGGUCUUCCAGGCCUCGACCUAUCCAGCUUUUACCUCGAGCGCUGAGUAUGCACAUACGCAGAGCAACAUUGCGCCAUAUAUCGACGUGGACGAGCUCCUCGAGUUUCUCCAAGAGAUGUGCGACGCUGCCACGCUGUCCGCCGACAACACCCAGCUCUUUUGGCGGACCGUUGAUUUCAAGUCGAUGCUGCUCGUGCUGAACAGAGCGCAGCCUCUUUCACAGAUCACGACCGCUUUGCACAUAUUGAAGGCGUCUUGCCUACCUGGCUCAUUCGGAUGCAUUGCCGAUCCGCAUGGCGAGGAGGGAGCCCAGAAGCAAGUACAGCAGGAGAAAUCUACGAUCGAGCGACUUACGAGCAUGCUUUUUGAAGUGCCUCAAGCACCCAGUGAUGAGCCUGCGUACACAGAUCGGGAGAUCCUCACCUACAGACUAGAAGUCCUAGCAGUGCUGAAGGGCCUGUGUCAAUACGAUCACGGCGGUUUGCAGUUGGCGCAGUAUCGGACAGCGAUUGGACGACUCAUCCGCUUCCUGGAUGCUCAGGUUUGCCGACUCUACACCACCCAGCCGACGAUAGGACUACCAGUCCAGAACAAAGACCCACCAGUGCACACUUUAGUAGCGCAAACGAUCAACGCGACCGUCCGGCUGAUCUACCACUUACUCCGCGCCCACUCAGAAGUUAUCAACCUCCAGCAGAAACUCGCGGUCUUCAAAGGCGGUUGGCACAAGUUCCUCAUCUCCAUGACCCGCAUCGCCUUCAGCGAUCGGUUGGUGUUCGAAGAGGGUCUCGAUGAGGAGAGCGUGGAGGCUGCGCAUCAGAUUUUGGAUGGGGUGCUGAGUCCGGAAGAAGGCGAAGCGGUGGUUAGGGCAGUCGAGACGCCGAGGGGCACAAAGGGCAGUCUGACUGAGAAGGAUACUUCGAGUGAGAGUGACGAUGCGAUGGAGGAGGAGCCAGGCUGA